Messenger RNA from Seminavis robusta, 831 nucleotides. The record is from the annotation of a GenBank genome assembly. NCBI's taxonomy places the organism in Eukaryota, Bacillariophyta, Bacillariophyceae, Naviculales, Naviculaceae.
AUGGCUCAACGUGCUGCCAAGUCUCACCACCACCCAGGUAUUGUCCCCACUGAAAUUGGCAAUUUGGCUUCUACCAUGACCACACUAUAUAUAGGGCACACACACCUUGCCCUCCCAAAGGAGGUCUACAAACUGACUAGUUUGGAAACUCUCUACAUUGGGCUGGAACAAGAACCCGUUGGGCCACUCGAACUUCAUCGCAUUUUCAAGUGCAUGAGGAACCUUACUCCUUCUUCCUACCCUAUGGAGGCUGAGCUUUGUCUGCUUUCUGACUUGGAAAGGCUUGGAAUUGCUGAUACCAACAUUACUGGAUCACUGCCAUCAGAGCUUUGGAAGCUGACAAAUCUGGUGAACCUUGAUGUUGGGAGCAAUGCCUUGACAGGGACCGUUCCAACUGACCUCGCCUUGUUGUCGAGCUUGGAAACUCUCUACCUCGAUUCCAACAACUUGACAGGAACGCUUCCAUCAAAUGUGUAUGAACAUCUAGGAGGUCUGACCCGCUUGUACAUCAGCGAUAAUCCAAUCUCGGGCACCAUCCCCACCGAGGUCGGCCUGUUGGGCAACUUGACCUACUUGCAUGUGCACCGCACCUCACUUUCGGGCACGCUUCCGGCGUCUCUUUUAUCCUUGCUUCAACUUGAUAGUAGGCUGUCUCUUGUAGAUACCAAUCUCUCCGGAAGCAUCCCUGAUGGCCUGUGCAAUGCCACCGUUCGCGACGAGUUGAAUUGCCCCCGACUGGAUUUCAUGUGCCAGCCUCGUUUUGUCACUUGGAAUGCGUCUGUUUGCGAGGGAACUGCGCUUUGUGGUUGCGGUUGUGACGAGUGCUCCUGA